Messenger RNA from Durio zibethinus, 832 nucleotides. RefSeq lists its product as uncharacterized. Gene Ontology annotation, cellular component: cytosol. Gene Ontology annotation, biological process: cold acclimation; response to abscisic acid; response to water deprivation. The record is from RefSeq and is a predicted model, not a curated record. Lineage: Eukaryota; Viridiplantae; Streptophyta; Magnoliopsida; Malvales; Malvaceae.
AUGCAUGAUUGGGCAACAGCCGACAGUAUAAACCGUCAAGUUCUCGGCAUACUUCGCCUUGGAGACGAAUUCGCUCUAGUCCACUACCGUCAAACUCUUUCAAGCUUCUUUCUUUUGCCUUUGCUGUCAUCACUUAUAAUUUUAGGAAAUGGUGAUUUAAGAGAUGUUCAUGUCAACCCCAUUCAACUCACUGAUGAGCAUGGGAACCCAGUUCAAUUGACUGACGAAUAUGGUAACCCCGUGCACGUUACCAAGCAUCCAGGUAUGAGUAUGACCCAGACAGGUACGUAUGAUGGUCAGAUGGGAUAUGAGACUGGUUCUGCGGCUGAGUACCAGCAGCAGCAGCUGCAGCGUCAACAGUAUCGGCAGCAUCAACAGCAGAAGGAUCCACAGAGGCUGCAUUACGAGGUUUCCAGCAGAGAAGAGAUUCAGCGCUCCAACAACUCCAGCUCUAGCUCGUCCGAGGAUGACGAGAUGGGUGGUAGAAGGAAGAAGAAAGGGCUGAAGGAGAAAAUAAAGGAGAAACUAACAGGUGGAAAGCACAAGGAGGAGGAGCAAUCACAGACCAUAAUAAACGCUGCCCAAACCACCAUCACAACCGGCACCACCGCAACGCCGGGGCAGCACCACAUUGAGCACGGGAAGAAGAGUAUGAUGGAGAAGAUUAAGGAAAAAUUACCUGGUCAUCACAGCCACAGAAAAUCUGUGUGAAUGAAACAUUGUUCCUUUAAUUUUGAUGUUCUGUUUUGUAAUAACGUGACUUGAAUUAUGUGUUCUUGUGAAUUUAUUAUGCGUGUGAAGUGUGAUCUGUAAUAAAUAUUUACUUUUUCUA